UCUAUCAUUCUUGGGACAAAAACAUGGGGAUGUCCAGGGCAGGGGACAGGAGUACCACCAUCCACCCCACCUUAUCCCCUCUUUUCCCUAAGCAAACCUGCUCCCUGGUCUCUAACUCAAUAGCCUCACUGACUGCAGUAUGCCCCCAGGUGAAGACCAAGCCCUGCCACUGGGGCUGGAGAGCUGCAAGCCUGCUGUUAUUGCUGCUGGCACUGGCUACUGCAGGGGCUGUGGCUGGAGGGCUUCUUGGGUUUGCUCAUAGCCCUUCCAAGUCAUUGCUGCAGAUGCUCCGGCUGACCUUCCCAAGCCCCCAAGUGCCCUGGUCCAAUCAAACCACCAUCGUGGACGUGGCCCAGAAUAUGGCAACCAUUAUAGUGACUCCACCUCAGAGCAACCGCAGCUGGGCAGUGCUGUUCGACGGGCAGAGCGGCUGCAUCUGUUACCGCCCUGCAGAGCACCAGGCCUGCUUUCUCCGCCUGAUGGAGGCCCGAGAUCGGGAAACCCUGCAGCUGCUGAUGAACACCUCCAGGGCCCAAGGGUCUCUCAGCCAAGGUCAUGACACCCACCAUGCCCAGGAGCUGCUGGCAGUGCUUGGGAGCCAUACUGUGGAUCCUGCCCAGGUGGGGGCUUCAGUGCAGCACCUUUGUGCAAAGACCCCCAUCUACUGGGCCCGUCAAGCUGAGGGUGAGUUGGGGCAGGAUGUGUGGAGGGGCUGUGUGGCUCCUGCAGAACAAUCUACAGAACUGCGUAGGAGUGCUUUGGAAAUUCAUGAGUCUCCCUCCCACCCAGGGCCCCAGAGGCAGCGGCUGAUCUAUCUCUGCAUUGACAUCUGCUUCCCAAGCAACAUCUGUGUGUCUGUCUGCUUUUAUUACCUCCCAGACUAAGCCCUCUGCCUGGCCCAGCCUGGCCACUGCCCCAUGGACUACCCAUGGUCCCACAGGCUAGUUAAGUUGGCUGUGUCACCAGCACCUGGAGGGAAGCUGCUGACAGGGACUAAUAAACAAUUCCACCUGGC
This is a messenger RNA of Marmota flaviventris (yellow-bellied marmot), 1015 nucleotides long. It is a transcript of the gene Bricd5, whose product is annotated as BRICHOS domain containing 5. The record is from RefSeq and is a predicted model, not a curated record. NCBI's taxonomy places the organism in Eukaryota, Metazoa, Chordata, Mammalia, Rodentia, Sciuridae.